This is a messenger RNA of Trematomus bernacchii (emerald rockcod), 4997 nucleotides long. Its product is annotated as sine oculis-binding protein homolog B-like. Lineage: Eukaryota; Metazoa; Chordata; Actinopteri; Perciformes; Nototheniidae. The record is from RefSeq and is a predicted model, not a curated record. Gene Ontology annotation, cellular component: nucleus. Gene Ontology annotation, biological process: animal organ development.
CCUCCAGCCUGGAGCGCAUGCAUGUUCAGUCCACUCCAAUGGUGUGAAGCCCAGAUGAGGGACUCAGACGUCCGGGAAUGACAGCCGCUGUCACCGGGAGUGACAGCUUUCACUAUAAGCUUCUCCUCUAAAAACCUCCAGCUGACAACCAACACUGAUCCGGUUCGGAUCCUGCCAGACAAGGACUAUGCCAGAGAUGGAGAAAGGGAGACCACCGGAAAAUAAACGCAGCAGGAAACCUGCGCACCCCGUGAAAAGGGAGAUCAACCAGGAGAUGAAGACGUUUGCAGAAAGCACCAUGAACGAGCUCCUGGGAUGGUACGGCUAUGACAAGGUGGACCUCAGAGACUCGGAGGCCAACGAGAUCAGAAACUACAGAGAGAGGCGUCAGCAUGUGUCUGUGCUAAAAGAGAACUCAGUGCCAAAAUCCAAGAGCGUGGACACCAAAGUCAGUCACUCGGUACUCGCCAUGAAGAGUGGAGAGAGAGAGUCCUCCAGUGUCCCCUCCUCUUCAUCCUCCUCUUCCUCAACAUGCUCGUCCCUCACCACUUCCAACGAGCACAAGAGUGCCCCUGUCAUUGUCCCCCUCAUAAAGCCAUCAGCAGUUGAAGAUGUACAGAAUGUGCAGAUAGUGUGUGUUUGGUGCCAGAAGGAAGGGGUAAAGCGCUACUCUCUAUGCAUGGGUUCAGAGCUCAAAAGCUUCUGCAGUGAGAAGUGUUUUGCCGCCUGCAGGCGCGCUUACUUCAAACGCAAUAAGGCCAGAGAUGAAGACCUCCACGGUGAAAGAUCCCCUCAGCACCCCCAUACAGAGGACUCGCCCAGACUGGUGUUGAAGAUAAACAGCAAUGUCAGAGUGUGCGAUUGGUGCAAGCAUGUUCGUCACACUAAAGAAUACCUGGACUUCGGAUCUGGAGAAGAACGACUCCAGUUCUGCAGCACUAAGUGUCUGAAUCAGUACAAGAUGGACGUUUUUUACCGAGAAGCCCGUGCAGCUCUCACCAGCUCCAGCCCAAACAGAACCAGCCAGGAGGGGAGGGCGGACACCAUUGGGGCCGGGCAAAAGCUACUCACUCCUGAGUCUUGGAGCAGCAUCAGCAGCGCAGGGGAUCCCCGUCAUAGGAACCUUUCUCCUAGAGGGCCUACGGCAAUCCAUGGAUCAGCAGAAUCCAUGUCCCCCUCAGAAGCAUCCUUUUCUAAUUCAAAGCUCCCUGUCUCUGGACUGAAGAACCUGGAGAGACCUAUCCUGUCUGCUCCCCCUGCCGUGGAUAUGUCCCCCCGCCCUGCUAACCUUCAUCCUGCGCAUCAUCCUCAUCCUCUUUUGGAACACCAGCCUUUACCUCAAAUCCCCAUGCCCUUCAUCAGACCUCCUCUUCAUGCCCAGGGCCUGAAAAGCCCCCUUGGCAACCCUUCCAGGCACCCAGGCCCACCUUCAAGCCCCAUCUACAGACCUCCUCACUCUCCUCACAUGCAGCCCCCGAACUCUUCCAUGAAUCCACCUAUGAUGCAUCCCUUCCCAGGCGCCUACUUCCCUGGCUUGCACUCCCCUCCUCUGAACAUGAUGCAAAGAGGUCCAGUCCCAAUGCAUCACAUGAUGAACUAUGGUAUUCCUUCCUUUAGCCCUCUUCUGCCCCACCCCACUAUCCUGGUGCCUUAUCCAAUUAUUGUCCCCCUACCUAUCCCCAUACCCAUUCCUAUCCCUUUUCCUUUCCCUACUAAGGCAAACGUAGAAACUCCAAGUCACAGUGGUGUUAUUCAGCCUGUGCCAGAGGGGGUAGACAGAGGUAAAUCUAGGGCUACCAGGCCGCCAUCUCCAGGGGUCCCUGAAGGGGAGAGCAGAUUUGUAGCCAACAAAUGGGGUGCGACUAUGAGUCAAGGUCUCCCCUCACCAAGUCAUCCCAACACGGAUUGGGUUAAAUCAGAGAGGCCAUUCCCUUCUCCGACAUCCACCCCUCACAGUGGAGCAUCCUCCCCCCGAGCACAGUACAAUGAAUCCCCCUACUCAGCAUCAGGGUCGGAGGGGCUGACAGACUUUAAGCAGCAGCAGCAGUCGGAGCGACAGGUUAUCCAAAGGGUUCUCCAAAGGACCCAGGUUAAGCCAAGUGCCAAUGGAGUAGUGGACCUGUCGGGGCUGCGAGAGUCAGGAACUGGGCAGGGUCCCAGAUCAGGGCUCCAAGAGGUCAUCAGACCCACCCCUCCUCUACCACAGUCCCCACCACAUGACACUCUCUACCAUCUCCAGGACUCCCACACACCUUUACACAACCCAACCAGCCCAACAGGGAGCGGCCAUCUUUACGAUGCCACAUCCUCUGCUCUGAAAUCUCAGGACCACAGUCCAAACGGGAUGUCCUACUCAUCCCCACCCGCCAGUCCAGACUCCCCCCUUCCCCUGAGAGUACCAGCACCACCCCCUGACCCUGCGCUCAGUGAGCUGGAGGCCAUCAAGGAGAACAAGUGCUCUGUUAUUGGCCCAGUGCGAGUUGAGGGGCCAGUCAGUCAGUCAGAAGAGCCUUUAGCAGUAGUCGGGGAGGUAGGAGAUGACCCCCAUGUUCCUGAUGAGGACCAUGCCUAUGCCCUGCCCACAGCGCCAAAGACAGGUGGGACCACCACCCCUCUGCUCUUGCCCAAACUCAGGGACAAGGGUUGCCUGCGGAGCCCUGCUAAUACGGCCAGUGCUGGAGACAUGGAGCCAGCUGUGAAGAGGCGAUGCCUACGAAUCCGCGAUCAGAAUAAGUAGAGGAUGGAGACUCCCUGUUUAACACUGUAUGGCGGUGCCAGAUUCAGUGCCACGCCCUCUUGUGGACAACGCCAGUGUUCACACCCUCCAGCCUGUCCCUCAGCCUGUCAGCCCACCAGAGUGUUGCUCUGCCUGUAGACCAGCAGGGUGCCAACACAGGAAGCAGUCCAGAUGGCCAUAUUAUCACAAGUCAACGUGAGGGAAGAACACAACACAGUCACACGUUUUGUCUUGGACCAAAGAGUAUUGCUGGAGUGUUAUGUUGUGUUCAGUGAGCCCUUGAAAUGGAGCAUCUCAGAUCUUCUCCCAGUCUGACAUUGCCCUGAAGUGUGUCUGUGUGUGUGUUUGUGUGUGUUAGUGUGGCUGCCCAGAUGCGCUCCUCCUCCUACUCCUCCUCCUCCUCCUCUCCUUGCUCCAUGCAGCAGACAGGGCUCUGAUCAGCCUUGUGUGGUCUUCUCAGAUGGAGCCUGAACAUGAUCUCUUUCCAGGGGAAACGGUUUGUUUUCCUUGCCCGGCUUGCACAAAGAGCCACAUUGUUCCUCUCCCCAUAUCCCACGCUGACUCCCCACUCCAGGUUUUGGGUUACCUGGCCGACAGGGGCUCAGACUUCAGGAGCUUUUUUAUUUUUUUGACCGACAGCCAGGAAUAUAGUAUACCCUUUUCCCCUCUACCUCACCGCCCAAUCUAAAUAUGGUACACAGUAACCCACUGGUUCUGAAGCUGAUCCCUCACAACCGAUUGCCUGUGAUUACUCUGAGACCAUUUCUGGUGAGAUUAGGUCUUUAUUGGGCAGUUUAUAUACUGCCGGGAGAGAGCCUGGCUCUGAAGGGAAAUGAUUCUCCCUCUGCCACCUAUAAAACAAGGUGAAAACUUCAUUGAAAAUAUGAGUGGACACCUACUAGUUGAGAAGGUCUGUAAACACUUAAAAGAUAACGCUGGUCCCUCAGCUUUCACAUGAUCUGCCAAAGAUUUGAUAGCAAAUCAGAAAUUGAAUAUGUUUUAGCAUCAUGUCAGGCACAAGACAGUUUACCUGAUUCAAAUUUGUUUUAAUGUCCCUCGAUCUGAUCAUAAAUUCUUGAAAUCAGACUGGUAGUAAAAGAAAAGUAAUAUUACACUCAACCGUCAAAUGCUGUAAUACGCAGCAAUCAGUAUUAGUUUCCUUUGCUAUACCGGAUACCUGAUGAGAGAUGAUCCUGAUUAGAUUACUUUGACACUUUUUCAACACUUGUCCCAUUGUAAGAUUUUCUUGUUGUACUCCACACAGAUACUAUAUGAUGUUAUAUUAAUUUAUGGAUGAUGCAUCUGUAGAUUUUCACAACAAAGUGCUUUAUUUCUUCCUUUGUUUUGUUUUUUCUGUAAUUAUUGUCUUUAUGUUUAUAUACUGCAUCCCCACUAGAGAGCAGUGUUUGCCUUUGUAACUUUGCACCUGCCCUUAGUUGAGAAAGCACCAGAAGGCCCAAAGGCAGCCUGCUGAAACCCAUAUGAGUACACAGAACAUAACACUGCUCUCAGUGCCAGCGGAUAUGCAAUGCCAAGUCAAUCGCUUUUCAUCAACAUCUCGCUGCCAUUAUUUUUUCCUUACAUCAAUUACAGCAGUGUCAAAAGGACCCAGGCUGCCCUUCAAGGCCUCUUUUUAAUGAAGAGUUCAUCUGCCCCUGGGAUAAGUAGUCAUCAUUACCAACUCCUAGAAUAACUCCAAAUGUGACCCACCCCUGCCAUCAUUCCAAAACGAAAUGCCUAUCGGUUAAUGUUUGUGUGAGUGUGUGUGUGUAUGUGUGUGCGCGUGUGUGUGACACAUCUCUCCCCACUCAUUCCAGCCUACAUCUUCAUCACAGGUCAUGCCAUUAUGUUAGUGUCAUCCUCGGCUGGCCAGGGGACUUUGUCAGUGAUGACAUCACUCCAUGCAAAUAGCUGGGGUGUCAACAAGUAGUCCUCUGCUCUGACGCCAGAGGCCUAAAAAGACAUUGUUAAAGACUGCCAUUGUUGGUUCUAUUGCACAUUUUAAUCAUUGCCAUUUCUGACCUGAUACAGUGUGUGUGUUAAUCCAAUGUUUGGACAAAAAAAAUACUUUUGUGUCAGAAAUGAUAUUGCUGUUGUUGCCUGAAAUGCAUUGGUACUUUCUGACCUCCCCUAUCAAACAUUUAGCCCACUGUCUGAAUAGCUUAUUCACAGAUUGUUUGUAUUUGAAUAUAGAUUCAGUAACCAAGAGCUUUGGUGAAGACCUCUUUGUAAAGUAAAAUAAAUAAAAGUUAUUCUAAGA